This is a messenger RNA of Racocetra persica, 662 nucleotides long. Lineage: Eukaryota; Fungi; Glomeromycota; Glomeromycetes; Diversisporales; Gigasporaceae. The record is from the annotation of a GenBank genome assembly.
AAUCAAGUUACUAUUCUAGCGAAUUUGGUUUCGAAGAUACGAUUCCUUACAUCGAAUACGUGAGCAAUUCUAGCUCAUGUGAAGGUCGAGGGUAUGAUCCCAGAUAUAUGAUGGUGAAUCGUGCCAUCUCUAGCGGAACCACGACCUUCUACCCCAGUUCAGGGGUUACCGUUCCUUAUGAUGAUAUUUCUGAAAUAUCUAGUGUUAUCAAUACUAUUGGUGGCACUUUAGGCCAAAAUACGGUCUAUACGACCCAGGAAAACACCAGGUAUAAUAGUUCCAUUGAUGCUAUCAAUACUAUUAAUGGCACUUUAGGCCAAAAUACGGUCUAUACGACCCAGGAAAACACUAAUGCUAUCAAUACUUUUGAUAGCACUUUAGGCCAAAAUAUGGUCUAUACGACCCAGGAAAACACUAGUGCUAUCAAUACUAUUGAUGGCACUUUAGGCCAAAAUACGGUCUAUACGACCCAGGAAAACACUAGAGCAGCUAAAAUCAAAGAUCUGGAAAAAAUGAUUCAAUAUCUUACGGAAGAAAACAAUAAGCUGAAGAUGAUUAUGCCUGUUGAAAUUAAUCUUAAAAAAAAGGUUCAAGAUCUUACGGAAGAAAAUAGAGAUCUUAAAAAAAGGUUCAAGAUCUUACGGAAGAAAAUUACAAGCUGA